AUGGCCACAGGAGCACCAGGAGGUAAUUUCCGUACUUGGACCCCAACACCACCCGAAAGAGGAUCAUUCCCAUUAGAUCAUGAUGGUGAAUGUAAAGAAUAUAUGACGAAAUAUUUAACUUGUAUGAAAUUUACUGAGAAUAAAAAUGCUCCUAAUUGUCGAAUAUUAGCUAAACAAUAUUUAAAAUGUCGAAUGGAUAAUCAAUUAAUGGAAAAAUCUGAUUGGGAUUCUUUAGGAUUAGUUAAUUUACCUGGUGAAAAUGAUGUUGAAUUAGAUCAUCAUCAUCAUCUUAAUAACAAUAAUACUAAGGCAGAUGGUAAAAGUGGUAGUAGUAAUAGCAAUCAGAAUUUGGCUAAUACUACUAACAAUAAUACUGGGACAAGUUCCGGUACAAAGUAA
Molecule: messenger RNA, 399 nt
Organism: Candida albicans SC5314
Lineage: Eukaryota; Fungi; Ascomycota; Pichiomycetes; Serinales; Debaryomycetaceae
Gene: COX19
Product: Cox19p
Exons: 2
Coding region: 1-399 (132 amino acids)
Biological process (GO): mitochondrial respiratory chain complex IV assembly
Cellular component (GO): mitochondrial intermembrane space
Source: RefSeq, a predicted model, not a curated record